GGGAGGCAUAUCAGUGCAACACAGCCUUACUGGAUGAGAAGCAGCAGUAACACUAGCAGCAUCUCAUUUGUGGCUGCUGGGGGCUCGGUCUCACACACACAGGCGCUCCCAGCGCCACCGUCACACACACGCAGUGGCAGCCACAGCCGUCGUUAGAGCCUGGGCUGGGGCAGGGACGGGGACCGCUACUGUGACGACUGGAGCUACGGCGAUAGCAGCUGCUGCACCAUGGCACAAGCCGCCAAGCAGCUACGCAAGAACAAGGACCUAGCGGAGCUCGCAGCUCAGGAGCUGAAGGAUAAGGAGGAGGAGAAGAACAAGAAGAGGAAUCGAUCGAGGGACCGAAGACGCAAGAUGUUGCCGGUGUUGCGGUAAAAGAAAGUUGUGCAGAUUUGGUUCCCACUCCCACUAUUCUAUUUUACCCUGGGUACAUCAAUGUAGCUACACCUGUUACAAUACGCUGUGAGUCACCAAAAGGCACAGAGUGCAAAUUCUACAAAGAUCACGACCCCAACCCUAUAAGGAAACUGGAUUACAAGCAGGGUGCUUGCCAGUUCAAGUUGCUCUGGAAUGAGUUCAAAAGGUGGAACAAGACUGAAGUAGAUCUCAGCUGUGUAAUUGUACAGAACAGAGAAGGUGAAACGAUCAAAACCUCAAAACCUAGUGAUGCUCGAAGACUUAAUGUGGGUGAUGGGGAAAUACCUCAAUCUUCGAUGUGAGGCCAAGGCUGGCACCUCUUGCUACUUUUAUCUGAACAUUGGUGACUCACACUUUAAAAAACUACCCUACAAAGACAAUGGCUGUUUGGGGAGAGUGGCAGAAGAGGAACUGCAGAGGAAGAGGAGCAGUGCUGGAGAGAUCUUCAUCACCUGUGCUGUGGAGCUGGUGGUAGAGGGUGAAGAUACUGUGACAUCACAGCAUAGUGAACCCCUCGGUAUCACCAUAGAUGUCAUAAAUCCUCCAGGAGCUACUAAUUCCACAUCAGCGUUCAGUUUAAUCACACCUGGUCAGGAGAAGACAAGCAACAGUGCCACACCCCAAGGAAGUGGUACAAAGUUCCACGUCGUCAUCAGUCUGGGUACUUGUUCCCUUUUCCUGGUUCUGCUAGCUGGGUGUGUGCUGGGUGUUCUCCAACGCAAGUGUGGGGUUCAAGGCAGGCCUGUAAAUACUGGAAGCCCACCUGAACAGCAAGACCAAAACCCACCAUGUGUCUAUUCUGUCAUCACAAAGCCUUCUAGGGAUGAGGAAGAGGACACUAGUCUGCAAUACGCUACAGUGACAUAUACCGGUGUCCAAGCUAGUCGUCAAUAUGCAACAGUGACAUCUACCGGUAACCAAGUUGAACCUGGGCGCACCAAGAUCAAGUUUGAAAUAGCUGGAGAGUACGCCCUCUUAGCAGAAUCAUAGAAGAAGAAACAUUUACUGGAUAACAUGUUUUGCCAUAGUUUACAGUUACAAUCCUAUAUUUAGUUUUCAUAUUGGAUCAUAAUUUACUCAUAGUACAAAAACAAAUCCUGCCACAACAUCAAAGACUAAAGAUACUGUAUCUACUCCUUUCUGAAAACAAGCAUCUUCAACUAUUUGCAUUUUAGGUUAAAUGAAAUAAAUGAAAAGUACACUGUCUGAAACAUAAAAUAAAUGUUUUCCUUAAUUGAGUUACCGAAUCUAGUCAGCAGUCACCAAUCAGUAGUCACCAAUCUAUUUCACUCCUUGACAAGAGUCAAUAUAGACUCAAAGCCACAAGAGGGUAGAACACAUGUCAAACUUUGCUUGUUACAUCUCUACAUCUCUCUCUUUAACCAUGUCUGGUGUAUAUUAGUUUUCAGUGGUGGAAAAAGUACUCAACAAACAUACUUAAGUAAAAGUAAAGAUACCUUCAUAGAAAAUGACUCAAGUAAUAGUAAAAAUCACCCAGUAAAAUUCUACUUGUGUAAAAGGCUACAAGUAUUUGAUUUAAAAUAUACUUCAGUAUCAAAAGUGAAUGUAUAACUCAUUUCAAAUUCCUUAUCUUAAGCAAACCAGAAUGCACCAUUUUCUUUUUAUUCUUCUUUUUUAUAGAAGGCCAGGGGCUCCAUCACUCAGCCAUCAGUUACAAACAAAUCAUGUCAGUUUAGUGAGUCCGCCAGAUCAGAGACAGUAGGGAUGACAAGGGAUGUUUGGUUGAUAAGUGUGUGAAUUUGACUAUGUUUCUGUCCUGCUAAGCAUUUAAAAUGUAAUGAGUACUUUCAGGUGUCAAGGAAAAUAUAUGGAGUAAAAAUUACAAUGUUUUCUUAAGCAAUGUAGUGAACUAAAAGUAAAAGAAGACACAAAUAUGAAUAUAGUAUAGAUACCCCAAAAACUACUUAAGUAUUACUUUAAAGUAUUGUUACUUAAGUACUUUACACCACUGUUACUUUAAAAAAUAUGUUUUGUUAAUAUCACAGUUUACUUACAGUAUGUGACUUUACUUCCACCUUGAUACACUACCUCAUAUUUCCUCUCUCUGCUUCCUGAUUUCUGCUACCCUCUUCCUGUAGUCUGUCAACAUCUGUUCCUCUCAGACCAUUUGCAAACCCACAUGAUAAUUGCAAUAAUUCAAUAAUAUCUUAAAUAUACUUUUUGCAAUUACCAGCGGUUCCUGCCAGUUAGGCCCAACCUAAUCUGGAAUACCCAGAACAAAAUCUUGCAUGAACAUAACUCUCAUAACCUCUGUGCUCCCGACAGACGUAACAUGUUGGUUACAGAUCUUAGGACAGAUAUGCCCACCCAGAUCAGUCUUAUCUACACCUGCAAUUGGAGCACAUUACAAACCUAUGACAGCUAUAGGUAUGAUAGUGUAUAUGAAAAUGAUGCACCAUCACAGAAGGGUCAUAGGUGGGAGCUAUUGUUUCACCAUAAAAGGAGAGAGGGGAGACACAAAAUACAGUGUGUCACUCUCACACUCACUACUGUGGCAUUGCCUGAGUCAUUAUCUACAGCCAACAGCUCCUGUGUAUAUUUCUAAAAACAUUUUCGAGAGCAUGUGAAUAUAGUCGCCCCCGAAAGCAUUUCUCAUUUCCAUAUAUCCUGUUUCACAUCUCUCUCUGUAUUAUACAUAAUAACAGGUGGCAGGUUUAAAGAACUCUUAACCGUGAUCCAAUGAAUGUGCUGCUGGUGCCUUAUGUUUGUACUUUUGGUUGGAAUGACAAUGAACGACAUUUCUUGUCGUCUCUCUUGACCUACAGUUAACAGAUGCAGGAACAAGGAGAAACAGACAAACACUUGGAUUACCCAGAAGAAGCACCAGAUCUCAGUAAGCCUGAAGUUUGUGAAGGGGUUGAGCUGAGCAGUGAGUCCUCUGCCCUUGUAAAGUGUCAGCAGUGUUUGUUCUAUGUGGAUUCUAAACUCAAGGAGCUUGGUCGAUCAAAUGCCAGCCACAACCAAUGCUCCCUCCAAGUAAAGGGGUCAGAGCUGCCUGGGUGGAAGCCCAGAGGGCUGUGGUCAAAGGUCACCGUCCAGUGUCAUUAUGAAGAAGAGAAGAAGAAAAGGCAAUACCAUGACAUAAUUAUGUUUUUAUGUAGCUGCCUCACACUUUUCCUCCACUUUGCCACCAUAGUGCUUUUUUGGUUUUCUGUGCAUAAACAGUACAGUGGGCUGGCACACAACAUAUAAGCAUGUUAUAAAUGAGUAACCGUUGGAAUUGUGGUUUAUUGAAAGGAUUUGAUGAUUUGAUGUUUCCUUUCAAAUAGUCAUUUGUCCUCAUCCCUUUGUUACAAUAACAGGAAGGUGAAGAUGAUUUGUGCUAUGCCACCUUGUCCCAUGCUGGUGCUCCUCCAUCCUACUCAGUCAAGUUUGAACAAGGCCAUGACUAUGCCACAGUGGUCAUAUACUGACCAGCAUUGCCGAACUGAAUGGACAUGAAAGGACUUCCAAAUGGAUAGAUUGCUUGACUUUAACACCUACAUUUCAAUUUUCUUUCCAAGAAAUCAUUUGCAUAAAUCUAUUUGCAAUGUAGUUUUGAUUAUCCAAUUUGUCACAUUAAGAGAACAAUAAAGUUUUUGUAUUCCA
This is a messenger RNA of Oncorhynchus tshawytscha (Chinook salmon), 4026 nucleotides long. RefSeq lists its product as uncharacterized. The transcript is spliced from 12 exons. The coding region runs from base 667 to 1407 and encodes 246 amino acids. The record is from RefSeq and is a predicted model, not a curated record. Lineage: Eukaryota; Metazoa; Chordata; Actinopteri; Salmoniformes; Salmonidae.